Messenger RNA from Phyllotreta striolata, 1197 nucleotides. Lineage: Eukaryota; Metazoa; Arthropoda; Insecta; Coleoptera; Chrysomelidae. The record is from the annotation of a GenBank genome assembly.
AUGAAAAUUCUCCUGGCUAAGCUGCCGAGGCCUUGGAUAGUCGACGAGAAAAAAGACGAUGGUUACACGGCUCUUCACUUGGCAGCACUAAACAAUCAUGUCGAAGUCGCCGAGCAGCUAGUCCUUAACGGAAAAGCCAAUAUGGACCUUCAGAAUGUUAAUUUACAAACCGCCCUACAUCUCGCCGUAGAAAGGCAGCACACGCAAAUAGUUAGACUUCUGGUGAGGGAAGGUGCCAAUCUGAAUAUCGCCGACAAGGACGGCGAUACGCCCUUGCACGAGGCGUUGCGUCACCACACCAUUUCGCAGCUCCGCCAACUCCAAGAUGUGCAAGAUGUCGGAAAACUGCUGAUGGGAUUAGGAGCGCAGGGAUCCGACAAAAAAUCCUCGGCGAGCAUCGCCUGUUAUUUGGCGGGAAACGGGGCAGAUUUGACUAUUAAGAAUAAAAAGGGCCAGACGCCUUUGGAUCUCUGUCCCGAUCCGAAUUUGUGCAGAACGUUGGCGAAAUGCCACAAGGAGAAGCAAAGCGGGGAGAUGGACAUGGGGCCUCAUCAAAAUACUCAAAACGUACAAAUCGGCGCCUCCUACGAGGAAUGCCACGUGUGUUCGGACGCCAAAAAGAACACUUUAUUCCUGCCCUGCGCCCACGUUACCUGCUGCUCCAGCUGCGCGCCUCGAGUGAAGAAAUGCCUCAUUUGCAGGGAAUCCAUCACUCAACGAAUCAAGAUCGAAGAGUGCCUCGUUUGCUCGGACAAGAAGGCUUCGGUGCUGUUCAAGCCGUGCGAUCACGUUUGCGUGUGCGUCCACUGUUCGCAGAUCGUGAAGAAAUGCCUGAAGUGCCGGUCGCCGAUCGAGCAAAUGGUGUCGACGCUGUGCGGCGGGACGCUGCCGACGAUCACGGAAAUCGAGGCGGACGUCGAGAGCAUCGCGAAGCCGUCGACCAGCGAAACGUCGGCCAACAUGCAGGCGCCGUUGAUGAACAACGGCGGUCGGGAUACGACUAAUACCAACGAUAUUCAAAAAUUGCAGCAGCAGCUGCAGGAUAUUAAGGAGCAGACGAUGUGCCCGGUGUGCCUGGAUAGGCUGAAGAAUAUGAUCUUCCUGUGCGGUCAUGGGCUUUGCCAAAUGUGCGGAGACCAAAUGAAGGAAUGUCCGAUUUGUAGGAAAGCUGUUGAAAAAAGGAUUUUGUUGUAUUAG